AUGCAGAGGGCAAUUGAGCAAGCAGGGUCCGGAUUCACUGGAUGGGUCUCAUCCUGCUUGUUCUGCCUCGACUCAAGUGGCGAUGAUGAGCGCGCCCGCCAUCGGCAAGCCAUGGAACAGAGAGGCGCUGAGCGAGAGAUGCAAAUAUGCCACUCUCAACCACACCUCGUCCCUCCCAUGAAGCUGGUCGUCUAUGACGACCUUCCCAGCCCAGGUCCACCACCCCGCGCAUCUUCAUUCCCUUCUUGGGUCAUGGACGAAGGCAAGAAUCUCGCCUCUCGAGCUUCUAGCCGGGCAAGCAUGUCAUUCAGACGCAAGUCAACGGUCCCCGUGAGGAUCAGCGCACCUACAGACUUCAGAGUGGUGUCAGGGACUAGUACAACGAUGCUUACCCGCUCCCUCACAACAGUCCCAGUUCAUAGGAGCUACCGACCUCUGGAGCUUAGUUUUCAGAGCCCAGCGAACAAGCUCCCUGAGCUUCCCCGCUUCAGUGACUUCGACUUCGGCCUGGAUACCGAUCAACCCCAGGCAGCAGCUAUAGCUCGGCCACCGAAAGCCUACUCAGUCAUGACGGACUUCUCCUAUCAGGCUCGUCCCCGAACAGUCGUUUCUCAUGCUCAUCGGCCUUCUUCUUCAUUCAACCUACCUCGGAAGCCAGUAGGCUCCGGCUCUCGUCGGUCGUCACUUGCAACUAUCGAUUUGCUCAUGGAGAGACAAGCCCCAGGCCCUAGUCCUCUCAGCAGCCCUUUGAUCCCGCACUUUUCUCUUCGCUUUUCUAACGCUUCUCCGUCGAUAGCCACUGGUCUGGCUACCAGUGCAUUUCCUUCUUCUUCCCCUCCCACCCCUUGGCCGGAUUCAGUUGUGGGCGUGGGCAGGACCCCUCUUUCAAACCAUGCCCCUCCCCAAGCAAUACAUUCACACGAUGCCACUGCAUCUGCAUCUAUUACACAGAGAACCACAAAACCUACGACUACACAGACCUUUACGCAGACCCAGGUCAAGAACAAAGCCCUGCCACCCGUCCCGUCAAGGGAAUCCUACGAGCCCCGAACAGCGUCAAUGGAUGUGGGAACGUAUAUUGAACCCGAACACCGUUCCUUCGCACCAUCCAUGGCCACACUAUCUACCUCAUCUCGCCCUCAAUCUCGCGCCAGCCGCGUUACGCAAUGGGUCCUCCAACAAACCACAGCCACACCCCCCAGAACCCCUACUUCUACGGCUGCAAUGAACGCCCCUGUCUUCCCUUCCACCUCGUCGUCCUCGCGCAAGCCAAGCCUAAGCCUGAGCGACAAACUUUCCAUGCGCAUCCGCUCUCGCACCCUGAGCGGGUCGACUCUCACGCCAUCUACACCAACUGUUCCUGCCCCUGUGCCUGUACCAGGAGGCUUCAAACUCAACAGCACUACUACCGGAAUCUCAACGCCGCCUGUUUCACACACAACUCCAGCACAGACAAGGUCGUCAACUCUUGAUUCCCGUGUCGACAAGGAUUUCGAGACGCCGUACCCAUACGCCUCCGCAAAUCCUUUCCCCCGCCAAACUCAAUCAAGCCUGCACCCGACAAUCCACGAGAUCCAGCAGCGGAGUGACCCGAACUACGACUACCACACUCAUCCCUACGACCUUGACGUCGACCGCCACCGACACUCUGCCACUGCUAUCGGCGUGGCGUUUUGA
This is a messenger RNA of Aspergillus mulundensis, 1677 nucleotides long. RefSeq lists its product as uncharacterized. The record is from RefSeq and is a predicted model, not a curated record. NCBI's taxonomy places the organism in Eukaryota, Fungi, Ascomycota, Eurotiomycetes, Eurotiales, Aspergillaceae. The coding region runs from base 1 to 1677 and encodes 558 amino acids. The transcript is spliced from 2 exons.